UGUGUGUGUGUAUGUGUGUGUGUGUGCAGUUAUUGACUGUAAACCCAGAGCAUCGCUUCUGUAGUCUGGCUCAGAUGCAGACGGCGCCCUACCUCUCCGAUGUCAACUGGGACGACGAUUAUCAGUAGAAGAUGGAGCCCGGCUUCGUUCCCAACAAAGGUCGUCUGCACUGCGACCCCACCUUUGAGCUGGAGGAGAUGAUUCUGGAGUCUCGACCGCUGCAGAAGAAGAAGAAGAGACUUGCCAAGAACAGAUCCAGAGACAACAGCAAAGACUCACAGUCUGAGAACGAGUAUCUUCAGGAGUGCCUUGAAGUCGUCCAGCAGGAGUUUAUGAUCUUCAACCGUGAAAAGCUGAAGCGGCGGCAGGAGGAGGGCUGUGCGGGAGCAGAUGCAGACGCAGACGAAGCUGAAGGAGGAACAGAAGACGAGGAGACGGAGCCCGAACCCGAGGCUGAGGCUGAGGCUGAGGCUGAGGUUGAACCUGAGGCGUCCUCCAAGCGGAGCAUGUGCGGGUCGGUGUGUUCGUCUCCGGGGAGCUGCUAGCGGUCGUCAGCA
This is a messenger RNA of Danio rerio (zebrafish), 557 nucleotides long. The record is from RefSeq and is a predicted model, not a curated record. NCBI's taxonomy places the organism in Eukaryota, Metazoa, Chordata, Actinopteri, Cypriniformes, Danionidae.